AUGCCAAAGAAGUAUCUGAUUGAUGGGCGUUUUCUCGUAGAGGAUAUGCAGGAGGGCAAUUUCGACGACAUCCGCGAAAGGUUCAAGGAGAAUGUGACUGUGGACGACUUGGAAAGUUGGGAGAAUCGAUUUGAAGUCGCACAACUCGUUGAAUUAUUUUUGCCGAUUUGCACUUCAUCAUGCUGGUCUUUCGUGGAAGCGCUUUGA
Molecule: messenger RNA, 207 nt
Organism: Caenorhabditis bovis
Lineage: Eukaryota; Metazoa; Nematoda; Chromadorea; Rhabditida; Rhabditidae
Source: the annotation of a GenBank genome assembly